Messenger RNA from Alternaria ethzedia, 624 nucleotides. RefSeq lists its product as uncharacterized. The transcript has 2 exons. The record is from RefSeq and is a predicted model, not a curated record. The coding region runs from base 1 to 624 and encodes 207 amino acids. NCBI's taxonomy places the organism in Eukaryota, Fungi, Ascomycota, Dothideomycetes, Pleosporales, Pleosporaceae.
AUGAGGUUUGGUGGCCAGGUAUGGAGAGCUCCCAAGGCUGUCAACGACAUGGAUGAAUCUGACAAUCAGCAGGAAGCUCAACAUGAUGUGGUCGAUCUCUCGAAGGACGAGCCCAAAGUCAUCGCAUCACUCGUUCAAUACCUUUACUCCGGCGAGUACGACAACGACUUCUUCAGCGUCACGGAAAUUGAGCCUGGGACACCGCCCAGCGCCUCGGAGAUAAUCAUCACGCGAGGCCUAGGAGUCCACCCUGUCCACGGAUACCACUCGAACUGUAAAGCUUUCAUUUGCAAGACAUGCUGCAAGGCCCGAGGUCCACCUUCUCAACUCCUCGACCACUCAAAGAUGUACGCAAUCGCCGAUAAGUACGACGUCACUGGCCUCAAAGAGCUGGCCUGCAAAAGCUUCCGGCGUGCUUGCGGUUACUUCUGGAACUAUACCCAUUUCGCGAUUGCAGUCGAUCAUGUCUUCUCUUCCACUGUAUCCGAGGACACCGACUUGAGGAGCAUCAUCAUUCAGACCAUUUCUACGCAUAUGGCUAUUGUCAAGAAGCCAGAGAUACAGGCGUUGGUCUUGAAGCACGGUGAUCUGGCGAUCGGUAUACUGCUGAGGAAGAUGGGCUAG